This is a messenger RNA of Panicum hallii, 1007 nucleotides long. RefSeq lists its product as uncharacterized. The record is from RefSeq and is a predicted model, not a curated record. The transcript has 6 exons. The coding region runs from base 210 to 1007 and encodes 265 amino acids. NCBI's taxonomy places the organism in Eukaryota, Viridiplantae, Streptophyta, Magnoliopsida, Poales, Poaceae. Gene Ontology annotation, biological process: protein K48-linked deubiquitination. Gene Ontology annotation, molecular function: K48-linked deubiquitinase activity; cysteine-type deubiquitinase activity; cysteine-type carboxypeptidase activity. Gene Ontology annotation, cellular component: cell periphery; cytosol.
CGUGGAAGAGAUUGUGCUCAUAGAACCCAUACAAGAAGCACUAGAGCGACUGAUGCCUAAUUUCGUCGGAACGUUUCUUCUCGGUGAAAUUCCUAGGAGGAGGGAAUACUUCCUGCAAUUUGUGGCAACAAUAGCAAAAGGGGUUCAUCUAGGCCGAGGUGCAGAAGGUGUGUGAUGCUUUCGAUUCUAGUUGGAGGGUUUCCUGCAAAAUGUGUAAUCACUUGCAACUUUACGCUUUAUAUUUUUUAUUCACUAUAUUGAUUCAUGUCAUAAUAUCUUAUAGGAUUAUUGAGUUCGAAGAACAUGAUGUGAUCUUGCUGUUCGCCGCUUUCAACGUUAAAGUUGUACAUGGGUGGCUAUCUGACCCGGAUGAUAAUGAGCUUUUCAAUGUUAUUGGAAAUUGCACUCGUGAAUCCCUGCUGACAAAAAUUAGUAAUGGAGGUAUUAAGGAACUUCUCACUGGCAGUAGUAAUCCUUCAUCUUUGGGUAAAAGGAUUCAAAUGUUUGCUAAGUCAGGCAUAACAAGACAUGGGUUGAAAAUGUUACAUGGAGGCACGUUCGAGCGUGAGUUAACAGUCCUUUGCAACAAAGAUCAAUUUGACAUUAUCUGUAAGUUUUCUGGUGAUCUCUUCAUUCUGGAAACACAUGAAGAUAUUCUGAAAACACUCAAAGAAGUCUCGUGGAAAAGGCUAACAUUGUCAGAAGAGGAAAGCUUCUAUGUUUCAAUGCGUCUUGAUCCAAUCAAGAGGCAAAAAAAUAUCCACAAGGCAUCUGAGUGGAGUCAAAGAAAACUGUCAGAACUGGAUGGUUCUGAUGACAAAGGGCAGAAGAAGAAGAACACGAACAAGAAGAAGCAAACAAACAUUACAAAGAACGUAAAGGAAGAGAUUCCUGAGACAGAAACAUCUGAACAUGAUCCUUCCAUUUCUCAUGUGUCUCCGCCUGAGAAAGGAGCCCUUAUCCCACCAACACUUGCUGAUCGUUUCUUCAUGUUUUUAUUAGAGUAA